Messenger RNA from Periophthalmus magnuspinnatus, 2068 nucleotides. Its product is annotated as H-2 class I histocompatibility antigen, Q9 alpha chain-like. Lineage: Eukaryota; Metazoa; Chordata; Actinopteri; Gobiiformes; Gobiidae. The record is from RefSeq and is a predicted model, not a curated record. The coding region runs from base 45 to 1148 and encodes 367 amino acids. The transcript has 8 exons. Gene Ontology annotation, biological process: immune response. Gene Ontology annotation, cellular component: external side of plasma membrane.
AGUUGUUGUAGAUCUCGGUGCAGUUGGUUGUGUUGGUCCGUGUCAUGAGGAGACUUCUUGGGCCACACUUCACCAUGAAGCUCUGCGUGAGUCUGAUUGUUUUGGGAAUUCUCCUACACGACGUCUCUUCCAUGAUUCAUUCUAUGAGGAUUUUCUACACUGGAUCGUCUAAAGUCCCAAACUUCCCAGAGUUUGUGGCUCUUACAAUGGUAGAUGACGUUCAGGUGAAUUACUACGACAGUAACACCCAGAGAGUUGUGCCCAAACAGGACUGGAUGAACAAAGUCACACAAGACGACCCUCAGUACUGGGACACACAGAGUCAGAUCCGACAGGGUCACCAGCAGAGCUUCAAAGGCAACAUCGAAAUCGUAAAGCAGCGCAUGAACCAAACUGGAGGGGCACACAUUUACCAGAGGAUGUACGGCUGUGAAUGGGACAGUGAGACCAACAGACUGACUGGAUAUGAUCAGUUUGGCUACGAUGGAGAAGAUUUCAUUGCGUUUGACCUGGAGACAAAAACAUGGAUCGCACCAAGACAAGAGGCCUUCAUCACCAAACUCAAGUGGGACCAGAAUGAAGGGAUGAAUGUUCAGAACAAACACUACUACACCCAGAUCUGUCCUGAGUGGAUAAAGAAGUACGUCAGUUAUGGGAAGGACACUCUGAUGAGAACAGAGCUCCCCACUAUCUCCCUCCUGCAGAAGUCGUCCUCGUCCCCGGUCACCUGCCACGCCUCAGGUUUCUACCCCAACAGAGCCAUGCUGUUCUGGACUAAAGAUGGACACGAGCUCUAUGAGGGCGUGGACCCCGGGGAGAUCCUGCCCAACCACGACGGGACCUUCCAGAAGAGUGUGGAGCUGAACGUGUCCUCGAUCCCAUCUGGAGACUGGGGCAGGUACCACUGUGUGUUCCAGCUGUCUGGAGUCAAAGAGGACGUCCUCACAAAACUGGACAAAGCCGUGAUCAGGACCAACGAGAAGUCCAACACUCCUCUGAUCAUCAUUGCUGCUGUGGUUGGUCUCUGUGUGGUUGUGGUGGCUGCUCUUGGGUUUGUCCUGUACAAGAAGUGGCCCUUUGCAGCCAAACGUCCUCCAUCCCCUGUGAGUGAUCCAGAGGUCGAGGAGGAGCUUAAUCCAAAAUCUUAAACCCUGUGCAGGAGGAGUGGAGUCUUCCAGUUGGAUGCACUUGUUAUUCUCAGAUGUCAUAAACUUUUACAAACCGGAUUGAUGCUUUAGGCUUUCAAAAUGAUGACUUAUUUUCACUACGCAAUUUACAGAUGCAAAAUUACCUUCCAAAUAGAGCUCAGUUAGACACAUUACAAAUUUAUGUUGAACUUUUUUUUGCUAAUAGUCAAAGCAUCGAUCUAUUUUCCAGUUGUUCUUCAUUCAUUUGUCUGGCAUUAUUAACCAUAUACACAAUAGUUACAAUAGUGGUUUCUGCUGAAGGGGAUUCUUGGCUCAUUAUCUACAGUUUUAUUGCAUCGAUUGACUUGUAAAUGAUCUUAAAAUACAUCAUAUACAUAUUUGAAGGGAGGAGAGAUUAAAAAUAAAAGUAAUUAAUUAUAUUUAAGUCUCACUGGAGUUUUAAACAAACGUAAAAUAUAAAUACAAACUGUACAAAGUGGAUUAGAUCAAAAAGAAACUAAACUGUAUCAAAUGUAGUAUUUUUGAAGCCAAUAUUCAAGAGACAUAUUCACAUGUUUAGUUUAAGAGGGUUUUUUUGCCAUUUUGAAACAUAAUUAAAUAGAUGUGCAGUGUCUUCAGUAAAAUGGUUCCCUGAAAACAGUUUGAUCAUGAAGAAGAGAAUCCUACAGUUGUCAUGAUUAUUUAUCAAAGAUGUACAUUUGGGUUUUAAUAGGGUUUAGGAGAUUUUAUUUUUGAAGUUUGAUGUAGAUUAUAAAUAUAUAAUGCGUGAUUUUUGGGGGCUUUUGGUUUUAAAAUAUGCUGUAGUGUCAAAGUUGGGAUAGAACAUGUUUUGAUUUUUGUGAAACUGAAAUUGCACUGUUUUCCAUCUUUUGCUUUUGUUCUGCUGUUUGGAUUUUAAAUAAAAAUUCCCAACUUUAAAA